AUGACUUCAUCAAUGGCCUCAAUCGCCCAUGACUUCCCGCCAUUUCUUCGGGUGUUUACGGACGGGCGCGUCCAACGCCUUAUCACUAUCCCCCACUUGCCACCUUCCACCGAUCCCCUCACCGGCAUUCGAUCCAAAGACGUCGUCAUCUCACCCAAAUUCGGAAUCAAAUCCCGGAUCUUCCUUCCCAGAAUGAGCACUCAACAAAAGCUCCCUCUCAUCAUCUAUGUCCAUGGUGGCGCAUUUUGCUUCGGAUCGCCACUUAACGUGGUCACACAAAGCUUCCUCACGCCGCUAGUCUCCCAAACAUCCGCUGUCGCCAUCGCCAUUGGCUACAGGCUCGCCCCGGAACACCCUCUCCCGGCAGCCUACCAUGACUGCUGGGCUGCGCUGCAGUGGAUAGCCUCUCACGUGUCUGGGGCGGGACCCGACCCGUGGAUCAACAAUUAUGUUGACCCAAGUCGGGUUUUCUUGGUGGGUGACAGUGCCGGGGCGAACUUGGUUCAUUAUCUUGGGGUUCAAGCGGGAGUUAAUGAUACCCGUUUGGGUUUGGGUGUCCGUGGGUUGAUGGUAUUGCACCCGUAUUUUAUUCAGAAAGAGCCGGACGAAUUGACACGGUACUUGUACCCGGGUUGUUCUGGGUCGGAUAACGACCCGAAACUUAACCCGGCUUGGGAUCCGGAUCUUGGGAAACUUUGUACCUCGAGGGUAUUAGUAGCCGUUGCGGAAAAGGACUUUUUGAAAGCAAGAGGGGUGGAGUAUUAUGAGACAUUGAAAAAGAGUACAUGGGAAGGGACAAUUGAGUUUGUGGAGAAUGAAGAUGAAGAUCAUAUCUUUUAUUUGUUGAAUCCAUCAAGUAAAAAGGCCAAGGCUCUAUUUCAACAUUUAAUUUCUUUUAUAAAGCAAAACUGA
Helianthus annuus (common sunflower) is the source of this 912-nucleotide messenger RNA. Its product is annotated as probable carboxylesterase 5. Gene Ontology annotation, molecular function: hydrolase activity. The transcript has a single exon. Bases 1 to 912 code for a protein of 303 amino acids. Lineage: Eukaryota; Viridiplantae; Streptophyta; Magnoliopsida; Asterales; Asteraceae. The record is from RefSeq and is a predicted model, not a curated record.